AUGUCAACAACCCCAGCGGCCAACGACUCCUUUCCCCCGGUGCUCCUGGGGGAUCCCACAGUGCGCAACGCGGUGAAGGUCACCACCGGGGUGGCCUUCGGCUUCAUCUUCCUGACGGGAGUGACCGGGAACGGGGUGGUCUUGUGGGUCACCGGCUGGAAGCUCCGCUGGACGUCGAACACCGUCUGGUUUUUCAACCUCGCCUUGGCUGACCUGGCUUCCACCUCCCUGGUCCUGGUCACCGUGCUGAACCUGGCCCUCGACCUGGACUGGCCGUUUGGCUCCGUGGCCUGCAAGGUGGCCAAUUGCCUCUUUGGGCUCAGCCUAUGCAGCGGGGUGCUGCUGCUGAGCUCCAUCAGCGUGGACCGCUGCGUGCUCGUGGUGGCCCCCGUCUGGUGCCAGAACUACCGUACCCCGCGGCUCACCUGGGUGGCUUGCGGAGCCCUCUGGCUGCUUUCCUUGGCUUUCUUCGUCCCCAGCUCUUACUUCUUCACCGAAACCUUGGUGGAGAAGAACCGGACCUCCUGCAGCAACCUGGACGUCUUCCAGGACUGGCAGGAAGCCGAAGUCCUCACCAUCUGCAUCUUUCUCUACCAGUUCCUCAUGCCGUUGCUCGUCAUCUCCAUCUCCUACACAAUUCUGGUGGUGACCAUGCGCAAGAAGAAGUUCAACAAGUCCAGCAAGCCCUUGGUGGUGGUCACCAGGGUCACAUUCUGCUUCUUCCUCUGCUGGCUGCCCUACCACGCCCUGGCGCUGGCCAGGAUCUCCAUGGAUGCCGUCCCGGACGUCGUGCGCAUGGUGGCCAUCCCUCUCUCCAAGUGCAUGGCCAUGUUCAACAGCUGCAUCAACCCGUUGCUCUACGUCUUUGUGGGACAGGAGUUCCAGGACGCUGUGAGGAGGUCCCUGCUGCAGGUCUUCAAGACGGCUUUCGAGGAGGCGCCGAUAGCAGCCAAUGUUUGA
Molecule: messenger RNA, 960 nt
Organism: Euleptes europaea (tarantolino)
Lineage: Eukaryota; Metazoa; Chordata; Lepidosauria; Squamata; Sphaerodactylidae
Product: chemerin-like receptor 1
Exons: 1
Coding region: 1-960 (319 amino acids)
Biological process (GO): complement receptor mediated signaling pathway; inflammatory response; phospholipase C-activating G protein-coupled receptor signaling pathway
Cellular component (GO): plasma membrane
Molecular function (GO): complement receptor activity; G protein-coupled receptor activity
Source: RefSeq, a predicted model, not a curated record